AUGACGAAAUCCAUCAUAAGAGAAAUGCGCAUCCCGAUAUCAUCCAUCGAAUACCGAACUGACUCCGAAAUCGUGCUUAACCAGAUAAAUUCUUCACAUCACAAGCAUCCAACUUUCGUGGCCAACAGAAUCGGCGAAAUUCUCCGUCACUCUAGUCCCGAGCAGUGGAAAUUCAUAUCUGGUAAGGAUAAUCCGGCCGAUGACUGCACUAGAGGCAUCACCCCUGACUGCUUCAAAUCCAAUAGUCGGUGGCUAACCGGCCCGUCCCAGUCGCAGUUGUCAGCAGCACAAGUUUUGACUGCGUCGCUCAACCAAGCAGAAGAUCCUGACCCAUCCAUAGCACUGUCGGUUUGUGCCCUAGAUUUUUUCUCCCUUCCCGUCAAAACCUCAUUGCCAGCCGUUUCAAAGUUGAUUGCGGAUAGUCAAGAUGGUCUUGCUCCGUUAAAGCGUGAUGUAGCCUUGUCAUUGCGCAAAGGAGCCAAUUUGGAGUUGCCAAUCACUGAUGAUGAAUUAAAGCAAGCAAUGCGGACGUGCAUCAUUGUUGCCGCCGAGGAAGCGUUUCCGGAAGAAAUCAUCGCUCUCAGAAGUGGGAAGCUAAUUCCGAGAGAUUCCGUCCUUCGUAAUGUGAAUCCUUACAUCGAUCCUGCGGACGGGCUAAUGAAGGUGGAUGGCCGUCUUAAACAUGCCAAGCUGCCACAGCACGCGCGACAACCCGUUAUUCUUCCCUCGGAUCAUCGUCUGACCUCGCUGAUUGUUGCUGAUGCUCAUAACGAAAUUAAUCAUGCGGGAGUAGAACACACUCUUUCAAUUGUCAGAAGGAAGUAUUAUUUAACUAAAGGUCGCAGGUCCAUUCGGAAAACCUUGGCGCGUUGCGUAAAAUGUCGACGUAGAUGUGUACAGCCCCGGCCACCCAUCAUGGCCAGUCUUCCUAAGGAAAGACUGCUGCCAUUCGUUCAACCCUUUUCAACAUCUGGUCUCGACUUCUUUGGACCUUUUAACACCGUGAUCGGUCGACGCGCUGAAAAGCGUUAUGGUCUUCUCAUUACGUGCUUUUCAACCCGUGCUAUACACCUGGAAUUAGUGUACUCUCUCUCCGCCGACUCCUUUCUCAUGGCGCUGCGGCGGUUUAUUGCUGAUCGUGGCCACCCUACAACCAUUUAUUCGGACAACGGGACCAAUCUGGUUGCGGGAGAGAAGGAGCUGCGCGAAGGAAUUGUGAACCUCAACUCAAAGCUGGUGACCGAGGAGAUGAUCGAUCGGGGAAUCAAUUGGAAAUUUUCGCCGCCAUCAGGCCCGCAUUUUGGUGGUUCGUGGGAGCGCCUUGUCGGCUCCAGCAAGAAAUCUUUGCGCGCUGUUCUGGAAGAGCGCAGCGUUAAUGACGAGGUGUUGCUGACUGUAUUAAAGGAAGUUGCGUCGCUUCUCAACACUCGCCCUCUCACGCAUGUUUCAAGUGAUCCGUCCGAACCGGAACCGUUAACGCCAAAUCAUUUUAUUCUCGGCUGCCAUCAUCCCCAUUAUCCGCCGGAUGUCGUAGGAGCGUUUUGUGGCUUGACCAGACGACGCUACAGGCAGUCGCAAUUCAUUGUAAAUCAGUAUUGGCGUAGAUGGAUGCGGGAAUACGUUCCGAACCUAAUCGAUCGGAAGAAAUGGAAUCAAGCAACCCCUUCGCUCCGCGUUGGCAACCGAGUGCUCAUCAUGGAUGAGAACACUCGCCGCGGACAAUGUCUUACUGGAACCGUGUCAAAACUAUUCCCAGGAGAAGAUGGUUGCGUCAGACGUGUCUCUGUCAAAACGGCGACUUCUGAAUUAACCCGCCCUGUUGUAAAACUUUGUCUAUUUUCAGAUGCGUAAUCGGCCGGGCGGGACUGUUGUGCAUCGGCACAGGUGAUGAAAGAAAUCGCGAUAUGGCAACGGUGGCGGGGGAGGAGAAGAAAAACCAGCGGGCAGUCGAUCCAGACAUUCCAACGAGGCCGGAACAUUCCGGCGAAUCGAGAGAUUUACGUGCUUAAUUUUGAGUUUAAUCUAAUCGAUUGUAAGGUGCGCGUGUUCCCUUGUACCGUGAUUCCGUAUCGAGAAUACAUAUUCUUCGCUGUCU
Molecule: messenger RNA, 2095 nt
Organism: Daphnia magna
Lineage: Eukaryota; Metazoa; Arthropoda; Branchiopoda; Diplostraca; Daphniidae
Exons: 1
Coding region: 1-1851 (616 amino acids)
Biological process (GO): DNA integration
Molecular function (GO): nucleic acid binding
Source: RefSeq, a predicted model, not a curated record